UAAUAAAAAACAAUAAUCUCGUCUUCGUUGAUUGUCACAAAAUUAAUGCAUUGACAAAGUCCACAAAAGGCUACACAAAUCAUAACAAUAUCCAAUUAAAUUCAUCUUAACAGAAAGCAAGUUCCUGCUGCUAAAGUGUUUUACUUCAUCUUUCUACCAAUUAAGUCAUUAGCAAUGGUAAUUAUAGUUUAGUUUUAUGGAAAGCUAGUCGUCGAUCAAACACCAAAAAUCAGAAUCAUGGAAUUCUCUACCACAUCUCAUCUACUUUCAAUUUCAGGUGUCCUACUAUUACUUCUACUUUACAAUCUAUGGAGGGUAAGAGUAAAACGUCAAAAUUAUGAAAGUAACAAGAGCUUGUUAUUAGCCCCAGAACCAUCAGGAGCCUUGCCAAUUAUAGGUCACCUUCAUCUUCUAGGCAAAGAGAACACACUUGCUCGAACCUUAGGCCGCCUAGCCGAUAAUUAUGGUCCAAUCUUCACUAUUUGGCUAGGAGUACACCGUACAGUUGUAGUCAGCAGUUACGAGGCAAUCAAGGAAUGCUUCUCAUCAAAUGACAGGAUUUUGGCAUCUAGGCCAAGAUCAAGCCAUGGACAAUACCUAAGUUACAAUUAUGCAGCUUUUGGUUUUGCAUCGUACGGUCCUUAUUGGAGUCACAUGCGUAAGUUAGUUGCGAUUCAACUCCUUUCGAGCCAUAGGAUCAAGUUACUGAAGCACGUCCAGAUCUCCGAGGUGAACACCCUGAUCAAAGAGUUAUAUGAGAAGCAAGGCUCAAACAAGAAGAUUAUUAAUAUUAGUGAAUGUUUUGAGCAUCUAACUCUGAACAUGAUCACAAGAAUGAUUGCGGGAAAGAGAUAUUUCAGUUCUGCUGAUUCUGAUAGUGAACAAGAAGGGAAAAGAAUUGGGAAAAUUAUGAAGGAAUUCAUGUACAUUUCUGGUGUUUUUGUUCCCUCGGAUUUAAUUCCAUUUCUGGGGUGGAUGAAUUUUGCAGGACCAGUGAAAACUAUGAAGCGUCUGUCAAGGGAAUUGGAUUCCCUGACGGAAACUUGGAUUGAUGAACAUAAGCUGAAGAGGGUUAAGAGUGAAGAGUCUAAGAACAUGGAAGAAGAUUUCAUCGAUGUGAUGCUGUCGUUGUUGGAGGAUGAUUUCUUUGGUCAUUCAAAGGAAGACAUUAUCAAAGGAACUGUAACGAAUCUAAUUAUAGCAGGUGCUGAUACCACAUCCAUCACGCUGACAUGGAUCCUCUCCAAUCUGUUGAACAACAGACGAACACUGGAGCUUGCCCAACAAGAACUAGACCUGAAAGUUGGUAGGAACCGAUGCGUUCAGGACUCUGAUAUUGAUAACCUGGUUUACCUCAAUGCCAUCGUUAAAGAAACACUGCGCCUGUACCCACCAGGUCCCUUAGCAGUUCCACAUGAAGCGUCAGAAGAUUGUUCCAUUGCAGGAUAUCACAUACCGAAAGGCACUCGUGUCUUUGCAAAUUUGUGGAAGUUACAUCGAGAUCCAAACGUUUGGUCGAGUCCCAUUGAGUUCGUGCCGGAAAGAUUUCUUACAAGUCAAGCAAAUAUGGAUGUCUCCGGUCAGAAUUUUGAGUACAUACCAUUUGGGUCAGGGAGACGGUCCUGUCCUGGGCUCAACUUUGCAAUUCAAGCAAUACACUUGACUCUUGCUAAGUUACUUCAGGCAUUCAGCUUCACGACGCCGUUGAAUGUGCCAGUGGACAUGACUGAAGGUCUGGGUAUCACCUUGCCAAAGGCCACUCCUCUGGAGAUUCAUAUCAUCCCACGUCUUAGUCCUGAAUUAUAUGCGUGGUAGAUCGAAAUGAAGAAUCACUUAGAAGCUAUAUUAUAACAUCAUGAACCAAAGUAUUUUACAAGUUAACUAGCCGUAUAUGUGCUUCAUUUGCGUAAGAUUACUGUUGUUAUUUUAAUCAUAAAAAUAUAUGUAAAAAAAUUGAGAUUGUA
Messenger RNA from Ricinus communis (castor bean), 1964 nucleotides. RefSeq names its product cytochrome P450 CYP82D47. Gene Ontology annotation, molecular function: monooxygenase activity; iron ion binding; heme binding. The record is from RefSeq and is a predicted model, not a curated record. Gene Ontology annotation, biological process: defense response to other organism. Lineage: Eukaryota; Viridiplantae; Streptophyta; Magnoliopsida; Malpighiales; Euphorbiaceae. The coding region runs from base 238 to 1815 and encodes 525 amino acids. The transcript has 2 exons.